AUGCGCGGAUAUGCCAAACUACAGUGUACGAUCUCAAAUGAUGAUAUAGGGAGCUUUCAUACCGUUCGCCGUCAAUCACUCGAUGCAUAUAGCUUCGAUGGUGGUUCUGAUGAUGUUGUAGACUUCUCAACGCCAGUCCAGCGGACCCAAAGACAGGCAAUUGAAGAGAAUAUCAACUCACAUAGCCGUCACCACCAAAAUAGACUUGCCGCCGCGACUGGCAUUGCUCAUGAGCCUCCACGGGCGAAACGUCCUCACAACUUGCGUAACAUCACCCUGAGAGGGAGAUCCCAUGUCAGCAUAAAUGAUGCCAAAUUCAGCUUAACGAAGUCCUAUCGCCAGCGUCCUAUUGCCCGUGACUGGUCACCCGCGAGAAAAAGAUUUGUUGCACUAGUUGCCUGCUUUGGAACUGCAACUAUCGGCAUACUUAUUGGCAUAUAUGCCGGGAUUGUCCCUGCUGUGCAGUAUUAUAUCGCCGAUGCUAACCAUAUCGCCAUCCUCGGAAAUGUGGCUAUGUAUUUGGGGAUGGCAUUGCCAACAUUUUUCUGUUGGCCCCUUCCAUUACUUCAUGGCCGACGACAAUACAUACUCCUCGGCCUCAUUCUUACUUUGCCCUUGCUCUUUCCACAAGCUAUAACAGUGAUGACACAUCGACCAUCAAAGUCAAAUGCCUGGAAAUGUGCUUUACUUCUACCUCGCGGUCUCAUGGGUGUCUCUCUUGGUUUCGCAAACAUGAACUUUCACUCAACUUUGACGGAUCUAUAUGGUGCUUCAUUGAUGAGCAGUAAUCCACAUCAAGAAUUGAUGGAUGAGGACGAUGUCCGAAGGCACGGUGGAGGACUCGGAGUUUGGCUUGGACUGUGGACUUGGUGCUUUACUGGAUCCCUCAGCGUCGGAUUUUUAAUUGGUGCUGUCGUCAUUGAUCGGUUCACGCCUGCUUGGGGCUUCUACAUCAGCAUUAUCUUGGUUGGUACUACUCUGUUACUGAGUGUCUUCACUCCAGAGGUACGCCAUUCCACGUGGAGAAGGUCUGUGGCAGAAGUCCAAACUGGUGAUCAUGUUUCUCGACGAGUCGCCAGGGGAGAAGUCAUGAUGCAUCGGAUUCAAGACGGGCCCAAAUGGUGGUGGCAAGAAGCAUGGCAUGGUGUUAUACUUUCUCUCCAGAUGCUUCGUCAGCCUGGCUUCACGGUCAUGGCUGUAUACUUAGCUUGGAUCUACGCCCAGGUCACAUUGAUCAUUGUGCUUCUCGGAUCACUGACAUCCAGAGACUAUCGACUAAGGGCCGCACUUGUUGGUGCUUCUGUAUCAUCAGUUGCCAUCGGAGCUCUGGUCGCUGUUCCAUUUCAGAAAGCCAAUCUAUUUUCUCGAGCAAGACACAGACCAGCACUAUCGAACGCUUAUUCUAUCGAUCGGAAGUUGACAUGGACCUCACAUUUUGUACGCCGUGCCGUUUUCACAAUCACUCUGCCUGCCACAGGUGUCAUGUAUGCCGGCCUUUCGUGGGGUCCCCCUAUUCAUCUCAUUUUCCCAUGUCUAUUCGCUGCAAUGAUCGGCUUUCUAUCAUGCCUUGCCAUCUCAGAAUGCAAUGGUAUUUUGAUGGAAGUUUGGGAUUGCUCAGACCUUCAAACUGGCAUGACAGGGCAGUCGAGAAGCGCUAAGAAAGCUAAGAAGAAGACGAAUUAUUCUUCAUUCCCGCGAGUGCAAGCAGGUUCCGCUGUGAUACACAGUCUAGCCUUCAUCUUUGCCGCGGGAGCGACUGGAAUAGGAGGCAUGGCACAACGAAAUCUUGGCCACAGAAUCACUGCCGCAGUUGUCGCUGGCAUUCUGCUCUUUCUCACGUUGCUACUGCUUGGCGUCCUUACGCGAUUCAAGAAGGUUGAGAUCAUUCCCAGAUCGAGAACGAUGGAAAUGAAUAAGUGGAUAGAGGACCGAAGACACAGUUUGGGUCGCCAGGCUACUGAGGUAGCUGCUGCAAAGGCUGCUGGCCGAAAAGACCUGCGCAGCAUCCCCGUGGAAGAGGUUGGCUGGAGACCACUGAUUGUUGGCAAUCCACUUGAAAAACAUCGGCGUGUCAACAUCCUGGAGCUUGGUUCGCUGACCCGAUGGAUGGAAAUACGCAAGAAGAAUCGUCUAGUAGAUCAAGGUGCACAUGCACACCUUAACCGUCAAGCACUUAGCUUAGCCCGAAUUGAGCUCGGGCACAAAAGUCAAGAAGUCCUAGAUGAUAUUCACCGUGGUGGCAUCAUCAUGACGGAUCUUGUCCAUAAGGUCAGCAAAAGAAGCCUUCGCAGCAAGAGGAGCGAAAUGAGCGAAAUAUCAUCAGCAGAUGACAACGAUAUGAAAAGAGCUCCACCGCGAGAGAUAGUACGCACACCCACAGGCAUAAAUCCUCAUACUAGCAGCCUGGGUACCCCAUACGUGGAACGAGAAUGCUUCAUGGGACAAAUGGUUCCAGAAGAGGACGAGGCCGCCUCUAUUGAUGAGAUUGGAAAUGCUGGUGCUGACUUGUAUGCACGACGUCGCUCACAAGGACUCGCCUCGCAUGGUAUGUCUAAAGUUCGACCAUACAACGGAUUUGAGAAACAAGAACUUACAGGUGGAAACCCGGGCUCCGAGAGUCACGUUGUAAUUACAGCACCAGAGCAGACUGGUAUAAUAGCGCAAAACUCAGAGGUUGAAGAAGAUUGUCAUCAGAACAUGUAA
Molecule: messenger RNA, 2703 nt
Organism: Truncatella angustata
Lineage: Eukaryota; Fungi; Ascomycota; Sordariomycetes; Amphisphaeriales; Sporocadaceae
Exons: 2
Coding region: 1-2703 (900 amino acids)
Biological process (GO): transmembrane transport
Molecular function (GO): transmembrane transporter activity
Source: RefSeq, a predicted model, not a curated record